AGACGAGUGGGAAGGAAGAGGCCAAUGAAAGAGCUGGACAGUGAAGAAAAAGGAGUGAAAGUUCCACCCAUAUCUGACAUGAGGAAGUGAGUAACGAUAACUAGAGACGAGGUGAAGGACUGGGAAAAGAAGAGGAAAGAAAAUCAUGGGAAUAUUUCAAAGAGAAAGGGCAAAAAAAUAGUGAAAGUUGUACCCACCUCUAGCUGCAGCGGAGGAACUGACAGUAAUUGGACACCUGUUGAAGGAAUGGAAACAGACCGAGGAAAAAGCGCCAUGACAACCUGAGAGUCAUACCUGCCCCUGACGUGACGAGGAGCUGACAGUAACUGGAUACCUGCUGCUCAGGCUCCCUGGGCAGGUGACGGGGGCAGGGCUGAUAAUAGGGGGCGUGUCGAGGCUCCGAGAGCCGCCGCCAGCAUUCCUGCACAGGCUUGGGAAGGCGUCGCGAGAGGUUGCCCUGGUGCAGCACCGGUGUGGACUCGUAAACUUUCACACACACACGCACACACACACACAAACAGACACAGAUGCACAGUGUCUGCCACGGAGUGUGUGUGUUUGAGUGUGGGGGGAAACUUCACUCCACAGGAAGCGACUGACUAAGCUGCCUUCCACGUCGGACCGUGUGUGUGUAGUGUUUGUGAGUAUGAGUGAGUGUGUGUAAGUGUGUCCGUGCGUGUGUUCCUGAUUUAAGGAAGGUUACAGAGUGUGCUUCCUGCUUUCAAUGGAGGUCCACUGAGUUAAACUUUCUCAGAGUCAUGCCUGACAUGCUCUCUCAAGGACUUCAAGUAAGCUGGUAGCUUUCUAGAGAGAUCGUUUCCAGUCUGCCUCCUGCCAGUGGAACUUUUAAAGUGGAAGAGUGCUUUCCCAUUUUUUUCCCAUUUUUUCACUGGCUUUUAUUUGGAUUUAGGAACUACUGUUUUUUCCUGGAACAAACAAAAAAAAAGUUUGAACUGAAGAGAAGCGGAACUGUUUGGGAUCAUAAAACUUUGGAAUUUGUCAAACUUCAAUGCAUCCAGCGGGACUGAACCAUGGUGUUGCCCUGAGGAAUUGGGGAUAGUGUGACCCUUUGUGGGGGUAUAAUUGUGGCCAAGGUGAGGGAGGGGGAGCCUGGCUGCGCUGCAGGGGCUCUUUGUCCCUCACAAAAGCCGUUUGUUUCCUGCAACCUAGGAAACUGGAACUCAUGCACAGGUGAGCGAGAGAGAGAGGGGGGGUGGAGAGAUGUGGGCCAUCUCGUAGGUUUGCUAAGUAACCCUCUCUCACACACACACACACACACGCUCCAGCACACAGUGGGAUCGUGACUGAACUGGAUUUAUUACACAAACUGGAUUACAGUAAAUGGUUUAAACUCAGAGGGAACGAUUGUAUGAAAACAUGGAGGAUGUAAACAACAGUGAGGGUAGCCUGGACGGGCCAGGGAGGCACCCCUCCAGCCUGCUGCUCAACAAGCUGUCCACCAUGUUUGUACGGGACAAGACGGAGGUAGAUGAGACUGCUGUGUUGACAUCCUUCCGGCCAUUAGCGGAGGAGGAGGGCCACAUCAGGCCUCUCAGCUACAGCCUGUUCGAUGGUGAUCACGACCAGCUGAAAGAGUCAGGAAGCCUUUACAGCUUGUCUCGAGGCAGUGGGCUGCUGUCGAACCCCACCGAGACCAAUCAAGAUGUUGAAUCAUGGGAAAUUAUGACCUUUGGCAAAGAGCAAUCUGUGGAUGAGCCCCGUCUAAACACACAAGCAGACAGCGCUCCGUUCACAUCCACUCCAGAAGUUGCUGACCAUGAUUUGGUUGAGGUGACCAUGGUCGAGGUCUACAGUGACACUGAGCAGGACAAUGAGGAAACGAGCCUAUCGGAAAGGUGCUGGGGCUUCCGAGAGUCCCUCCUCCGGCCGCCAGUGGCUGAGGAUGCUGUAAAUGAUAAAUCAGAUCAAGCGCAGGAGACUGACAGCCGGUGUGAUGAUGUGAUUGAGUCAAACUCAAGCUCGGAGCGUCCCGUGCCCAGCACAGCCGAGAGCCUCGAGGAGUGGUCAGUCAAAGGCAGCUCUGUUCUGGACAGGGAGAGGUCCCAGGACACAGCGCCGUUCUUGGACAUACAGGAGCUCCCUCCCGCCUUGCGCUGGAACCGCCGCAGUCCCCCGAGGACAGAGGACAUUCCCCAGAGCGGCCAGGAGACCGAGGAUGACCACGAGGAAGACAUGGGCUCUGAAGUGUCGAGAGCUCGGCGCCGGCGCCAAGAAGCCAGCCAACUGGAUGCCGAGGCCCAGGAGAGGAGCGAGCCGGAGCAGCCGGACACCUCCGAAGGGGAUCCACUGCUAAUCCUCUCCGCCACCUCAGUCAAGGUCUCCCUGACCAGCAGGAAGAAGGCUUCUUCAGCUGCACCGGCAGGCAGACAUGCAACUGAUGACGGGACGAAUGAGGAUGAAACGUCUGAGUCGCUGAGAGAGAAGCAGUCGGAGGGGAGGGAUGGACGGGAGCAGGACCUCACCACUGGCCUGCCUGACCGGGCUGACAGCCAGCCAGGCCUCAGACGCAGCAGCAGUGGCAGCGGCGACACAAAGGGCCUUUCACAGCUAAGAACAGAGGCCACAGAAGGACCGUCCCUAGCUGACAAUGAGCCAAGUGCCACCUCUCCCGCCAGCGCAAGACAACAGGAGCAGGACACGCCUGCCACCCCCCUCGCCGACCAGUCCCCCUCCUCGUCAUCCACGUCCUCCCCCAGCACCCCUGCGUCACGCUCGGCAACGCUCUCUCCAUUCUCGUCCAGCGGAGAGAGGAGCUUCCAGGUGCCGGCGCUCUUCAGUGGCCUGCGUGUGCUCAAGAAGGGGGCAGUGGGAGAUGAACGUGAGACCCUCGCCAAAAUCCGCCAGCGUGAUGGUGACCGGGCCCUGCUCAGCCUCAAGCAGCACGUGAACAAGGCCAAGCAUCUCCCCGAGCAGCCCGGUGCCAACAGCAGCUCCACAGCAUCCCCAGUCCCCACCAAAGGGAGGCCGGACCCCAGCACAGGGCGACUGAAGGAGCAGUCCAGUCAACUCCUCGAUCCAGAGGGCAAAGAGCGCGGGGUGCAGGAGGGUGGCAGUGACGCCCCGGCACGAGAUCCAGAGAGAGAGGGGGUACCCGAGGACGGACAAGCAGCGGGGGACAAGACUGCUGACGCGCCGGAAGAUUCCGGAGCUGGCAGCAGUGCUAAAACUUCAGAGACGGCUUUCAGUCUCGGAGCCUUCAAGUCCUUCUUCACCCCCAAAGCUGCCAAGAAAGAUGGAGAGGAGGUGUCUGUGGACGUAGAGGCCGUCAAGAGGAAGAGAAGGAGCGAAAAGGAGCUGCUCAAAUCCAUCUUUGAGAGAGCGGCCACCAAAAGCCCAGGAAGUGACCUCAAAGCCGUAACAGAGCUCAAAGCGGAGGUUGCCUCGCCCAGCGACAGUGAAGACCGGACCCCCGGCCGUCUCCAGGCGAUCUGGCCCCCACCCAAGCCCAAAGAUGAGGAGGAGAAGGUGGGCCUACGAUACACUGAAGCAGAGCACCAAGCAGCCCUCCUGCAGCUGAAGAGGGAAUGCAAAGAGGAGGUGGAGAAACUGCAAGCUGAUUUCGAGUUCCAGAUCUUUGAGGUGCGCGGGGAGCAUGCGGUCACAGUGUCGCGGCUGGAGGCAGCCAUCUCCAAAAUGCAGCGCGACCGAUCCUACAUCCCCGGCUACCGGCUGGGGGCGCUGCGCGACGCCUGCGUCUCCACCGAGGACGAGCAGCCGCUGGUGCCCCGCGCCACCCGCAACGUGUGCGUGCAGACGGACCGCGAGACCUUCAUCAGGACACCUGAGGGGGAGGGGCCGCAGCCUGGCACCAGCCCCAACCUCAACGUGCCUAAGAAGCUCGACGCAGACACCAUCAGGAGGGCAGAAGGCGGUGGGGGUCCACCACCACCACCACCACCACCACCCCCACCACCACCCCUGCCAGGCCAAUCAGGAGGGGCCCUCAUCCCUCCCCCGCCCCCAUUACCUGGUAGCACUGGACCACCCCCUCCCCCCCCACCCCCUCCUCUCCCAGGGAUGGGCUCCGGGCCUCCACCACCUCCACCCCUGCCUGGCGUAGGGCCUCCACCUCCUCCGCCACCUCCUCCUGGGUGUGGUCCACCUCCUCCGCCCCCCAUGCCUGGCUCUGGCCCCCCUCCACCUCCACCUGGCCUAGGGGGCUUUGGGUUCAGCCAGCCAGUGCAGGUAGCUCCACGCAAGGCCGCAGUGGAGCCCGCCUGCCCUAUGAAACCUCUAUACUGGAACCGCAUUCAGAUCCAAGACAAUAAUAACAACACCCUGUGGGGGUCUCUGGCUGAGCCAGACAUCGUCGACACUAAAGAGUUUGAAGACCUCUUCUCCAAGGCCAACCUUCAACCAAAGAAGAAACCCCUGUCUGACACCUAUGAGAAAAAAGCCAAGGCCAAAAAGAUUGUCAAGUUGUUGGACGGGAAGAGGUCCCAGGCAGUGGGGAUUCUCAUAUCGAGUCUGCACUUGGAGAUGAAGGACAUCCAACAAGCUGUUUUGACUGUCGACAACUCGGUGGUGGACUUGGAGACCAUUGAGGCUUUAUAUGAAAAUAGAGCGACCAGUGAGGAGCUGGAGAGGAUCAAGAAGCACUACGAGAGCUCCAAGGAGGAUGAAGUGAAACUCCUAGACAAACCUGAGCAGUUUCUCUAUGAGCUCUCCCAGAUCCCAGACUUUUCUGGAAGGGCACACUGCAUCAUAUUCCAGUCAGUCUUCCUGGACGGCAUCUCCUCCAUCCAUCGCAAAGUUGAGAUUGUUUCCACUGUGUGCAAGGGUCUGAUAGAGCAUGACAGCUUAAAGGAUGUAAUGGGGUUGGUGUUGGCCUUUGGGAACUACAUGAAUGGAGGCAACAGGACCAGAGGGCAAGCUGAUGGCUUUGGCCUGGAGAUCUUACCAAAGCUCAAGGAUGUGAAGAGCAGGGAUAGUCGCAUUAGCUUGGUGGAUUAUGUGGUUUCAUACUAUCUGCGUAAUAUGGAUAAGCACGCUGGCACAGAGAAAAGUGUCUUCCCCUUACCUGAGCCUCAGGACGUAUUUUUAGCUGCUCAGGUCAAGUUUGAAGACCUCUUUAAGGAUGUCAGGAAGCUCAAGAGAGACCUCACAGCGUGUGAGAAGAACGUCCAGAAGGUGUGUACCAAUUCGCUCGAAGAGCACCUCCAGCCAUUCAAGGACAAAAUGGAGGCCUUCCUCGCCACUGCCCAGUCGGAUCACACUGCAGAGGAUGAGCAACUACAAGCUGCACAUAAGAGGUUCCAGGACAUGACAAACUACUUUGGUCUAAAGCCCAAGUCCGGUGAGAAGGAGGUGACCCCCAAUCAUGUCUUCAUGCUGUGGUACGAGUUCUGCAACGACUUCAAGAACACAUGGAAACGCGAGAGCAAGACGAUCUCCAAAGAGCGCUUGAAGGAAGCGCAACAGACGGUUCAGAAGAUGACUGCCGAGAAGAGGGUGGAGACCAAAAAGAUCAAUGCAAACAGUCUGAAAGAAAGACUACGCCAGAAGGAAGCGAGUGUGUCCUCCAGCUGAGCGUUGGAGAAAGACAACAAAUACAACAACUACCACCACCACCACCACCACCCCUCCACCAUAUGCCUUUUACUCAUACCUCAGUCUUCCUUGUGUACUACUCACUGCAUACUCCAUAGAGCAGUAUACUACACUGCAAACUGUGUACUAACUACUGUAGACAUCUCAUUUGCAACCCAGCUUCUUCUUUUGCACAUAUUUGAACCAUCAUGUCGAGAAGAUCCAGGGACACAUCACUGGACUUGAGUUUGCAGAAGGUGACCCCUCCAACCCCACACCUUUGAAACACGGCCACUGCAAAGGUCUUUUGGAGCGUGAGGGACUGAUGGCAUUGAACUAAUGACAUAUGAUCCAUCAGGAUUCUUUCUGCUUGUAGGCCUUCCUCUGUGGUGCAGGAAUAUCUUCUCUGCGUGUCUCCUCACCAGGAAUCAACAGCACUGGAAGAGACAUUUUAGACACAGCAUCUAGAGUUGCGUUAAGGAACUGAUGCACAACCAGAUAAACAAUAUCAAGCUAAGAGGAGUAUACCAGAAUAAGCAAUCACAAUAGCAGUGGCUUGGGGGGGCUUGGGAAAACAAGAGCAAUAAUAUGUAAAUAUGCCAAAGAUGACCUUUUCAAACACCUGGGCGCAUCAUUGUAGCCAUCCACAUGCCUCUGACUCUAAGAGGUCAUACUAGAGCUUAAAACACACACACACACACACACACACACACACACACACUAAUGUGCGUACACCACUUUCUGAUGAAAACCCUGGAGUGUCAUUAUGGAUAGAAAAAUUGAUGUUUUGGUUCUCUCUUUUUUUCUUUUUUUCUUUUUUUUUUUGAACCAGACUGACCCCUACUGGAAGACAGCCAGGCAUCACCAGACUGGAUAUUUACAGUGCCUGGUUCUUAAAAACGUCAUCGCUCUUCAUCCUGUUUUCAAAAAAAAUCUGCCCAUCAGGAGAAAAGAGCUGAACUUGUUUGGUGCGUGUCUGGUUAACAACAUUUACAGUAGUGGACCCUCAACCUUCAAACAGAUCUUUUUCAAGUUCAAAUAGGUGACACACGUUUCGUUCCUCAUAAUGUUAAGACAGAGUCCUUUCCUACUUCCAACAGCUGUUGUUAGUUUGCCGUAUUUUCCUUUGCCAAAACGGUACUUGAUCAGAUGUAUUGCACUUUUGCACCUCUUUUUGAACUCCUAUGCAAUUCUUUGAUUUUCUUUGCUGUAAAAAAACAUUUGUGAAUUCACACCUUAUACCGAAAAGAUGGAUAGUAUAUUUAUUUUAACUAAAUAUUUCUAUUGUAUGCUUUUAAAAGUUAAAGAAUAGCAACGUACUUCCUGAGGUGACAUGGAUCCAUAUUUAUAUGAAAAGCAGAUUUAUUUUAUGCCAAAAUGUCAGUUGCCUGAAUGCUUAGGAUUGAAUUCUGUCUGUGAUUAAACCUAUAUAGCAGAAUGAAUUAGACAGGUGGAAAA
Molecule: messenger RNA, 7008 nt
Organism: Sardina pilchardus (European sardine)
Lineage: Eukaryota; Metazoa; Chordata; Actinopteri; Clupeiformes; Clupeidae
Product: formin-like
Exons: 17
Coding region: 1378-5550 (1390 amino acids)
Biological process (GO): actin nucleation
Cellular component (GO): actin filament; endoplasmic reticulum membrane; nucleus
Molecular function (GO): microtubule binding
Source: RefSeq, a predicted model, not a curated record